Messenger RNA from Auanema sp. JU1783, 810 nucleotides. The record is from the annotation of a GenBank genome assembly. NCBI's taxonomy places the organism in Eukaryota, Metazoa, Nematoda, Chromadorea, Rhabditida, Rhabditidae.
AUGAAUACUAUGAAUAGCUUAACAUUUCCGGGAAACUUGAUUGUUAUGAGACAUAGCGAACGCUUAGAUCAAGUGGUGCCAAACUAUUUCGCUUCUCUCGACAAUCCUUCAUAUCAAAGAACAGAUUGUAAUAUGAAACCAGGGUUGCCAGUUAAUAGAGAUCUCGAGCACUAUCGUUAUGACUCUCCCAUUACCUCAAACGGAGAACACAUUGCUAAGCUAGUUGGGAGAGAAUUAGAUCUCAUGAAUCUUGUCCCAGACAUAAUUUAUUCUUCACCUUCAUUGCGUUGUUUGCAAACCGCUGAGAUCGUAGCAAAGAUGAGUGGAAGUAAAAGCUUGAUAAGAGUUGAGUCUUGUUUGUUUGAGAACAUUGAAUCAUAUCCAGCGAACAUUCCAACUUUCCUUAAUGAGGAACAAAUGAAGAAAUUCAUGAUCGAAGAAAAUUUCACACCGCUUCUUCCAGCGAACCAGUUGUUUGAUCAAUACGAGUCGACUGAACAGUACAACAUACGAAUUCAUAGUGUUCUGAAACGUGUGUUGAAAUUGGGAGAGAACCUGGAUAAACCUUCAAGCACUGUUUUGAUUGUUGCUCAUGCGUCUACAGUUGAUAUGGCAGUCGGACUUCUUAGAGACUGUCCUCGUUUAACUACUGAUCAAGAUCUCUAUAAGAUUGGAGAUAAAAUCCCAUAUUGUUCAACAGUCUUAUUAAAAAAGAAACAGGAAAAGUGGAUUCCAAGCCAUUCAUUACCAUUCAUCACAUCGAAAAUGUUUACAAAUCGUCCUGAUUAUGAAUUUAUUGAGAGAUCUUAA